Ascochyta rabiei is the source of this 2163-nucleotide messenger RNA. RefSeq lists its product as uncharacterized. The record is from RefSeq and is a predicted model, not a curated record. NCBI's taxonomy places the organism in Eukaryota, Fungi, Ascomycota, Dothideomycetes, Pleosporales, Didymellaceae. Gene Ontology annotation, molecular function: DNA-binding transcription factor activity, RNA polymerase II-specific; DNA binding; zinc ion binding. The coding region runs from base 1 to 2163 and encodes 720 amino acids. The transcript is spliced from 4 exons. Gene Ontology annotation, biological process: DNA-templated transcription; regulation of DNA-templated transcription.
AUGUCGACCAUGAUCACCUUCGCGGCGAACAACGAGUUCUUCCGGAAGCGCAAGCGUGUCCAUCGUGCCUGUGAAUCCUGCAAGAAGCGCAGAAAGAGAUGCAGCCAUACAUUCGCAGAGGAAGAGAACGGCAGCGGCCCUUAUGAAGGCGGAAACUCUACCCAAAGCGGUGACCGGGACGCUGGCAAUCCAGCCUUGGACCCUCAUGCCUAUGCGCAAGGUGGACACCAUCACCCUCACGAUCCCAGGUUUCCCCGUGGGGACGCCGCCAGAGGUCCUGGCAAUGUUCAUCCCCACUCCACUAUGCCGCCGCCUCACAGUCCGGCCGAGAGCGCACGCUCUCCCCAGACCCCACCCAACUUUCUGGGUUAUCUAAACCCAGAGGCUGUCUUGCGAGAGCAAGUCCAUUCGAAACGAGGCGAUCCUGCACAGUCACCGAGUAUAGCUCCUAUCGGCCAGUGGAUUGAGGAGAGAGACCAGAGACCAGCAACCACUCAGCCGGGAUCUGCACCAGUCCACAUCAGUGAAACAGGUCCGCCAAACACAUCCGAGGUGAAGAUCUCUAGAGCUCUCCAGCAGUACUUAGAUGCAGUGGGUGUCGACAUUCUACCACCGCGCAAAAGCCAAGAUGUCCUUCUUGACAUCUACUUCGCCUAUGUUCACCCACUGCUACCGCUCGUGGAUAAGGACCUCUUCUACGAGCAAUACUCCCAAGGCCGAGAACCUCGUAUACUGAUGCAAGCAAUAUGCGUAGUAGCGUCCAAGCACGCCAAUGCCGCGAAGCUCUUGUGCCUAGGUGACGACCCUCAGCCACUUAAUCCCAGAGAAUUCUCCCAGAGGUUAUAUCAGGCUGUCAUUGUUGGCAUCGAGGCAAAGCUCGAGAAGAACCGGGUCGUGCUUAUUCAGGUGCUAGCUCUCAUCUCACUCCACUGCGAAGGACCAGACGGCGCAGAGCAAGCAUCGAUGCACCUAGCCCAAGCUAUCCACCACGCACAUACAUUUGGCUUGCAGUUUGGGCAUCAAUGGAGGAACCAAAGCUCAGAGUCGCAGGGAAAUCUGGAAGAUGUUUUCUGGUGCCUAUGGAGUCUUGACAAGAUGAACGCGUGCAUGAAUGGCAGGCCACUACUCAUGCACGAUCGAGACAACAGCUUAAGGCAGCUACCCACAGAUCCCGAAAAGAGAUCAAGUCCAUUUGGUAUUUGGCUACAGAUAUCGGAGAUGCUGGACAAGGUCAUUGACUACUACAGACCAGGCAGUCGCUCCGCAGACGAGACAGGCUGGGAAGACGACUUCCUUGGGUUUGAGGAGAUGGUGGGCGACGGCGAGGACAAACUUGACGGUCCUAUCAUGAGCCUUCUAUCCCUCUUCCACCACACUAUGUGCAUGGCCUCGCACAAGUCUCUCUCCAUUAACGCCCCCGUCAAGUCUACACCAUCAUAUGUACGCCAAAGUCUGUCAGCGACACGUGUCAUCCAUCUUCUCAAUGCCGAGCCUCCGGAGCUUCUACCCCCUCUCCCCCUCGUGCCAUAUGCGCUAUCAGUAGCCCUCAGCGUUGUCUACAGGCACUUCCGGUCACGGCGACUGAAGGUCCACAUUAACCGUGCCUCCGAGGAACUGAAGCAGUGUGUACACCUACUCGACCGGCUACGGAACGCGUGGUGGUCUGCAGGCACAAUGGCGGACAUUGGCCGCGCAGUUCUCAGCAACGCAGCCGGACAGCGAACAAACGCCGUCAACACGCCAGCACCCACUGCUCCCGAGCUCCGCGCAAACGAACCCAAGACUGAGCCCCCAACCCCACAGCCUUCGCACACCGGACCGCACAUGCCAGUCUCUAAUAACCAUUGGCCGCCGCAAGGCCUUGAUAAUUCGAUAGAUCCUCGGCUCCAGCCACAGCAGCCCUCUCCAAUGCCGAAUCUGCUCAACCCCAUGCCAGCGCUCACGCCAGGGCAGCAUCCUACGAGUAGUGAACGUGCGGACCGGGCACCAAUACCUGCUGCAUUUGGCUUUGCUGAGCAGUCACCUGAUUGGCUAAACUUCGAUGCUGCGUUUGAGAAUUUCGAGGGGCUUUUGGGUAGUUCGGGCGCUGAUCUAAGUAACGAGCUGUUUAGACCUUUGAACUACGAGACGCUGGAGGGCUUCUUGGAUCCUGCUGCGCAAUGA